AUGGACUUUCUCCCACACCCCACGUCUGGCGUUGAGGCUCUUGACAUACCCUUCGUCGCCGACACGCCCUUUGUAUUUGGCUCCGACUUUUGGGAUUUCCCCAAGCUGCACGGCUUCGGCGAUCAAUGGGCCAGCCUGCCCGCACCCCGUUUGGCAUCUCUCGCCCAGUCGUGGCUCUACUUCGGCACCGUUUCCGAGUUCCUUGGCAGGCCCAUCGACUAUCGCGAAUUCCAGGUCUCGCGGAGCGUAUCAGGGAAGCCCCUGCUUCCGCUGCUCAACGAGUGGCUCGCCGCACACGCCAUCAACGCCGGCGGCUUGACGAUACAGGAUGCCGACGAUUACGAAGACAAGAAGCUGGUGCUUUACGAACAUUCCCGUUUCCUCGAAGCCGUCAUCCGGCUCGCCGAGGACUUUGACAAGGUGUCGCAGAGCCAUGUUAAGCCCAUCCCGACCAUUAUCCUCUCCGUCAAGGUGUUGUGCAUUACCCUGAGGGGCGUGCUGUGGGAUUUGGCCCGGGGCGAUAUCGACGAGACUCUUAGGCCAUGGCCCUCACCCGCUACUCGCAUGCGCCGCGAGAUAGCGCCGGCGAAAGAUGCACCAGGAAAGCAGACCAUUUCUCCCAGCGCGCAGUUGAUGCUGGACGUAUUGCGCCUACGCGGCUGGUGCCCAUUCUACGCUCGGAAGGUCCUCACUCAAUAUAAUUACGCCCUCGCUUACUAUUUUACCCGCCUCUUCCGGACCUACUCUCCGGGACUUAGCCACCGCAACUGCUCCGAUGACGAGUGCGUCGCCAGCAACGCCGAUAUCUUCAGCUAUGUGCCGAGGCAUGCCCGCCGCGGUUGUCUUUGCCAGCCAAAGGCCGCCCCAAUGGAUCAGAUCCGGGCCAUUAUCGAGGAUGGGGGGAUACCCCUGAUCCGCCUCAGAGGGUCUUCGAAGAAGGGGGUCAGGAUGGAAGUUGUCAGGAUGACCGCCCAGACACGCUUUGUGGUCGUUUCCCACUGCGCCGAUGGCACCUUCGACGGCUUUUCACCGCAACCCAAACAGAGGCUAUCCUCAGCCACCGCGACUGCUAGACGGCGACGGCUUGCUUGGCUGGAGGCUCUUACUCGUCCUGCGGAUUGGAUCGGCAGAGUGGUAUUUCGGAAGUCGCAAAGCGAGCCCAUGCAGUUAUUGAAUAGCACCUCAACCAUGGGCGUCGGCAUCGAGACCUCGGUGCUUAAGAGCCUCACUCGGUCACUGAGGGAGGAAUUCCGUUCAGGGUUCGCGAAUGGCGUGAAGCCUAACCGCGCUGCCGUGGGCGAGGGCAGGCUAGCUCCCGACUUUUGUACACUCUUCGUACAAGUCUGGAAUGAACUCAGCAAAAGGGCGGCAACGGUGCCGGGAGACAUGCAUAUUAUUAUGGCUAGCCUACUUGGCUUCCAUACGGAGCCGAUCAUGCGACUGACGAAAUCAGCGGAUCGCAUGUCGUGCAUCUUGCGGAGCAUGGACGGCAUUCCCAUGUCCCUGCUUUUCAACAUCAACGGGCCACGCCAUAAGCCGACGAGGAAUCACCGGGAUCGCUGGCUACCGCUGUAUCCCUCGAGGCAAAAGUUGACGUUUGGGUCAACGUUUACUAAUAUCCGAUCCAUCAACGACGAUUUAUACCUGCCGAAUAAUAGCGUGAGCCGGGAGAAAGUGGUUGUAUUGGUCUGCACCGGCGAAGUCGACCCGUUUUCGAGCUGCACUUUCACUUUGCGGGACACUUCCUCAGGAGAGCAGUACUCCGUGGUAGUCCACCGGCAGGAGGGGGAAAUGGACGAGUUUGCGACGCCGGAGGCUGGCCCCUAUUGCAUCGCCAUCCAGCUAGACCCGGAACUCGGUAGCCUGCCGGAUGGCCAUAUCGAUGGCUUGGGCGCCAUACCCAAAACAUAUGCGGGCGCCUUAUUCCGCGUCCGGCGAGUCGUGACGAACGUCAGGAAACUCUAUUAUCACAACCUUGAAACAGAUUACGAAAAUUCAUUCGAAUUGGUCGAAGACCAAACGUACGAGACCCGCGACCUGGAAACAGCGAGCAAGCGAACCACGAACUACCUCGACGGCAACCUCGCAUCCGCAUUCUCAAACCAUCAUCGGGGCAUUCUACGAACUGUAUACGACUGUCCCUUAACAGUCUCUUCUUACUCACCUAGGAAGGCAGACGGCGUUACUUGGCCACUAAAAGAGGGUCCUACCCUGCUCGCUCAACAGCUCCCCGAGACCUGGCAGACGGUCAUUGAGCGAGAACCAGCGACCUACCCCCUCCCUCUCCCAAUCCGCCCAUCUUUCACCGAAGCAGUCAGCCCCGUAUCCGCCUACCUCGGCAUCACCGCCAUCGACGGGCUCGUGGCAUCAGGCUGCGUGGGCCUCGCCAUCGCAAUCUGCGCCACCAUGUUCUCCCGCCUCGCCCUACUUGCCCAAGCAGCCGUCAUCGCCAAGCUUGUCCUGCACUCCCUCUUUCUCAUGCAGAUGUUCCUCUUCCCAGGGAUUGAGGUCCGCCUCAUCUGGGACACUCUACACCUCGCGCUCGUCGCUCUAUACACCUUCUCACGCGUGAGCUCGCCCGCCCCGGGCGGCGGCGUGGGCAGGAUGGAUGCGUUGGACUGGUCGUUCAUCGCUUGGGGGUUCCUGGGGCAUGCCGUGGAUUUUGGGGCGCGCUUGGCAAUUCGCUGGGUUGUGGUGCCGCGCCUGUUUGAGCAAUAUCUCCGGUCCUUUGAUGGGGAUGCGUUUCGGGAAGAAAAAAAUGAGGGGAAGGGCGUUGGUGCUGGGACCGGUGUUGCGGGGACGUUAGGAGCACGGAGAAGGGGGUGGUUUUCUCGCGCGCGGUUAAAGCUUGGGAUUGGGUUUGGAGGUGGUCACCACUAUCAGGAACAGGCGCAGCUGGAUAGGGAGAUGCAUCCGCGGAGCCGCGAUGCCAUGCCGACUGGGCGCCCGGAGCAGCAUCUACUUGGGGAUAUGGAGGGGCAUGUUUAG
This is a messenger RNA of Chaetomium globosum CBS 148.51, 2988 nucleotides long. RefSeq lists its product as uncharacterized. Lineage: Eukaryota; Fungi; Ascomycota; Sordariomycetes; Sordariales; Chaetomiaceae. The record is from RefSeq and is a predicted model, not a curated record. Bases 1 to 2988 code for a protein of 995 amino acids. The transcript is spliced from 3 exons.